Molecule: messenger RNA, 1315 nt
Organism: Pichia membranifaciens NRRL Y-2026
Lineage: Eukaryota; Fungi; Ascomycota; Pichiomycetes; Pichiales; Pichiaceae
Exons: 1
Coding region: 32-1102 (356 amino acids)
Biological process (GO): isocitrate metabolic process; tricarboxylic acid cycle
Cellular component (GO): mitochondrion
Molecular function (GO): NAD binding; magnesium ion binding; isocitrate dehydrogenase (NAD+) activity
Source: RefSeq, a predicted model, not a curated record
CAGAUCCAUUCCAAUCAACAAGUCCUUCCUGAUGUCCGCCCAAAGACAGUACUCCUCCAAAGUGGCAGGCCAAUAUCUCGGCACACCAAACGCCAACGGCAGAUACAACGUCACCCUGAUCAAGGGUGACGGUAUCGGUGAGGAAAUCUCGAACGCAGUGGUGAAGAUCUACGAGGCCGCCAAGGUUCCUGUCGACUGGGAGCCGGUCGACGUGACCCCUUCGUUGAUCAACGGUGUGACCACGAUCCCUAAGCCCGCCGUGGACUCGAUCAACAAGAACAAGAUUGCGCUCAAGGGCCCCUUGGCCACCCCGAUCGGUAAGGGCCACCAGUCCAUGAACUUGACCUUGAGAAGAACGUUCGGUCUCUUCGCCAACGUCAGACCCUGCAAGUCCGUUGUCGGCUACAAGACCCCAUACGACAACGUCGACACCGUCUUGAUCAGAGAAAACACCGAGGGUGAGUACUCCGGUAUCGAGCACAUCAUUGUUCCCGGCGUCGUCCAGUCGAUCAAGUUGAUCACCAAGAAGGCCUCCGAGAGAGUCAUCAGAUACGCCUUCGAGCACGCCAAGUCCACCGGCAGACACGAGGUCAUUGUCGUCCACAAGGCCUCCAUCAUGAAGUUGUCCGACGGCUUGUUCGUCCAGUGCGCCAAGGAGAUCGCCAAGGACUAUCCUGAAAUCAAGGUCAGCUUCGAGUUGAUCGACAACACCUCCUUGAAGUUGGCCUCCGACCCAACCACCUACAGCAAGGUCGUCAUGGUCAUGCCAAACUUGUACGGUGACAUCUUGUCCGACUUGUCCUCCGGUUUGAUCGGUGGCUUGGGCUUGACUCCCUCCGGUAACAUGGGUGAGAAGGUCUGCAUCUUCGAGGCCGUCCACGGUUCCGCCCCUGACAUCGCCGGCAAGGGCUUGGCUAACCCAACCGCCUUGUUGUUGUCCUCUUGUAUGAUGUUGAGACACAUGAGCUUGAACGACUACGCCGACAGAAUCGAAACAGCUGUCCUCAAGACCAUCGCCUCCGGCCCAGAACACAGAACCGGUGACUUGAGAGGUACCGCCUCCACUUCCAGCUUCACCGACUCCAUCAUCUCCAACUUAUAAUUAUGCUAAUAUUCUAGUUAUCUAAAUACACAUCCAGCUCCAUGCAGACAUCUCACCCAACAUGUCCAACUUAUAAACUCCCAACACGAAAUUAUUUAUUUAUUCUCUUUAUAUCUUUCUUCUAUAUCCCCAUAUAUCUCUGUCGUGUAUAGAUCCAAUUUAUAAAUGACUAACGUUAUGAAACGCAAUCCAAUCUUUUUCCUCUGCCUGCUC